This is a messenger RNA of Juglans regia (Persian walnut), 1515 nucleotides long. Its product is annotated as WAT1-related protein At2g39510-like. The coding region runs from base 19 to 1188 and encodes 389 amino acids. Gene Ontology annotation, molecular function: transmembrane transporter activity. Lineage: Eukaryota; Viridiplantae; Streptophyta; Magnoliopsida; Fagales; Juglandaceae. Gene Ontology annotation, cellular component: plasma membrane. The record is from RefSeq and is a predicted model, not a curated record. The transcript has 7 exons.
CAGAAGCGUAACAGGUCAAUGGAAUCCUUAGCAAAAAUGUAUAUCCGGGUGAAGCCAUUUUUGGCAGUAACUUUAUUACAAUCUAUCUAUGCAGGGAUGGAAAUAAUUUUUAAGUUUGCUCUAAACCAGGGGAUGAGCCUACAUGUAGUGAUAGUCUACCGGUAUGCAGUUGCUACUGUUGUCACUGCACCAUUUGCUAUUGUCUUGGAUAGGAAAGUAAGGCCCAAGUUUACCUUCUCUGUCUUUGCUAAGAUCUUUUUCCUCGGUUUAUUGGAGCCUGUAAUGGACCAGAGCUUGUACUAUACUGGGAUGAAGUACACUACAGCAACUUUUGCAUCUGCAAUGUGCAAUAUUCUUCCAGCCUUUGCAUUCUUAAUGGCUUGGAUUUGCGGGCUUGAGAAGGUGUCAAUUAGGAGACUGCACAGCCAGGUAAAGAUAUUGGGGACUAUAGUCACAGUCGGGGGAGCAAUGCUUAUGACUCUGUUUUCAGGACCCAUGUUGAAAUUGCCAUGGACAAAUAGAAAUACCCACCAAGAAUCUACGAAAGCUGCAAAUGAGCAAGAUCACAUCAAGGGUGGUCUCAUGGUUAUAGCAGGUUCUGCCUGCUGGUCUGGUUUCAUCAUUCUCCAAGCAAUUACACUGAGAUCAUAUCCUGCAGAGCUUUCCCUUACAGCUUUGAUAUGCUUGAUGGGCACAGUGGAAAAUACCAUACUUGCACUUGUAAUUGAACGGGGCAACCCGACGGCCUGGUCGAUCCACAUGGAUACCAAGCUCUUAGCUGCUCUAUACGGCGGCAUAGUAGCUUCAGGAAUUGCAUAUUGGCUUCAAGGAGGGAUAAUAAAGGAAAGGGGACCAGUUUUCGUGACUGCCUUUGGGCCCCUGACUAUGGUUCUCGUAGCAAUUAUGGGUUCGUUCAUUCUAGCCGAGAUAACAUCCUUGGGAAGAGUUAUUGGAGCGGUUGUGAUUGUUGGUGGCCUAUAUCUGGUUGUAUGGGGCAAAAGCAAAGACGGACAUGAACACCUGAUUACGAGUACGUCAGACGUCGAUAAGGCGGCGGCAGCAGCAGUACCUACAACUGCCCAACAUAUGGCUACUACCAAUCACGCCAUAACGUUAACCACUACGACUUCUUCAAAUCAAGAUCAAAUUGUGGUCAUUGAUCAUCCGUCCGAGAACUCUAGCCUGUAGAAAUAUAUAUAUAUAUAUAUAUAUAUGUAAGAUGGCAACUGCAUGCAUGCUUCAAGAUUAUCAUGGGACGUACCUGCGUCCGUACGUAUAUUGCUCAUGGGUUGGGAUUUAUGUCUUCCACGUACGUACGUGGAAAAAGUGUUAAGAACCUGUUAUGAUUUCUGUUGUAAUGGCUGUUGUGUUUGCUGUUGAGUUGCCGAAUGUAAUCCGGGAGAUAGUAUACUGGUAAAUGAAACCGUGCAGUAAUGGAAGGAAGGGAAGGAUGAUAGAUGUUUGUGGAAAUGUAUGAAAGAGUCACAAGAUUGUAUUGAUAACAGGAAUUCUUCG